AUGUCAGAUUUAGAAGCAGACCUGUUUGAACUGUCCAUGUCCGAAGAAGCUCAGCCAUUAAUGGCGGCAGUGAAAAAACACAUCACCGAUAACGUGUUGCCCAUCGUUGAUGAAUUUCAGGCAUUAAACGAAGGUAAGGAAGAUCGCUGGAGCUGGCACCCACGCCAGUUAGAACUGCUGGACGGCGCCAAAGCUAAAGCCAAAGAGUCCGGUUUGUGGAAUUUUUUCCUUCCUGAUGCAGAUACGGGUGAAGGUCUGAACAACCUGGAUUACGCGUACAUUGCAGCCGAACUGGGUAAGUAUCCCCUGGCUUCUGAGACUUUAAACUGCAGCGCGCCUGACACCGGCAACAUGGAGGUGCUGGAACGGGUAGGUACUGAGGCGCAGAAAAAACAGUGGCUGCAACCGCUGCUUGACGGUGAGAUCCGCUCAGCCUACGCCAUGACCGAGCCGGCGCUGCCUUCUUCUGAUGCUAAAAAUAUCAGCACCAGCGCGGUCCUCGACGGUGACGAGUGGGUCAUCAACGGUGAAAAAUAUUACAUCUCCGGCGCUGGCGACCCACGCUGCAAGAUCAUGAUCACCAUGGUUAAAACCAGCCCUGACGCAGCGCCCAGCCGCCAGCAAUCACAAAUUCUGGUACCCAUCGACACCCCCGGAGUUGAAAUCCUCGGUGGCAUGGAAGUCUUCGGGGAAGACCAUGCACCCCGCGGUCACAUGCACCUGCGUUUUAACGACGUGCGGGUGCCAAAAGAAAAUAUCCUGCUGGGUGAAGGUCGUGGCUUUGAAAUCUCUCAGCUGCGAUUAGGGCCGGGACGCAUCCACCAUUGCAUGCGCUCCAUCGGCAAAGCAGAACUGGCGCUGGAACUGCUGGUGAAACGCGCUGGCAGCCGCACCGCAUUUGGUAAACCCAUCGCCAAGCUGGGCAAGAACAUUGAAAUGAUUUCCCGCGCGCGCAUCGAAAUUAACGCCAUGCGGUUAUCCGUUCUGCAGGCUGCCAAAGCGAUGGAUGUAUUGGGCAAUAAAGAAGCCCGCGUCUACGUCAGCGCGGUGAAAGCGAUGGUGCCGGAAAAAGUCUGCGAAAUUAUUGACCAGGCGAUACAGAUCCACGGUGCUGCAGGUGUGUCGCAAUGGACGCCACUGGCCGGCCUGUAUACCGAUAUGCGCCACCUGCGUUUUGCUGACGGUCCUGACGAGGUGCACCACAUGGUGGUUGGCUACAACGUCAGUGCAGUGGAAAGCUGGAUCAGCCAGCACGUAGCUGAUCUGAAACCGCCGUUCAAAUGGACCCGCCUCGAAGGCGGGCAUUCCAACUUGACCUAUCAACUGGAAGACAGCGAAGGUGCGCUCGCAGUGAUCCGGCGCCCGCCUCAGGGGCAACUGCUGCCUAAAGCCCACGACAUGUCACGGGAAUGGGCUCUGAUUUCAGCACUGGGACAAACGGAUGUGCCGGUGCCUGCUGCUUACGGUUUUUGUGAAGACCCGGAAGUGACCGGCGCCUGGUUUUACGUGAUGGGCCACAUCAAUGGUCACCCACUGUAUACCUCAGAUGAUACACGUCAGUGGGUACCUGAAUCAGAACGCCGCAAAAUGGCUAUAUCAUUUAUCGAUGUGCUGGCGCGCCUGCAUGCCGUCGACCCGGAUGAAGUAGGCCUGGGCGAACUGGGGAAGAAGGAAAACUAUGUCGGGCGCCAGCUGAAAACCUGGUAUCGAUCCUGGACGUCAUCGGUGGAGCCUGCAGAUUAUGACGACCCACGUGCUCACGAGUUGCAACAGUACUUUUUGGACCAUAUGCCUGAUCAGGGACCGGCGCGGGUGGUACACGGCGAUUAUGGCCUGCAUAACGUCCUGAUUGGUCCGGAACAUACCGUUGCAGCCGUUGUUGACUGGGAAAUAUCAACCUUGGGAGAUCCGUUAGCAGAUCUGGCUUACGCCUUGAACGCAUGGCCCGACCCUACCGAUGCGGAACCGAUUGUGCCGGAAGCCGCUACCGCGCCACCUGGAUUUCCCACCCGCACUGAACUGGCAGACCGUUAUGCGGAAAAAACCGGUCGAGACCUGUCGCGAUUGAAUUACUACGUGGCCUUUAAUCGCUGGAAAACCGCUGCGAUUGUGCAUGGUGUUUAUGCACGCUACUGCGAGGGCAAAAAAAGUACCGAAGGUAUUGAUCUGGAAGAAAUGCGCAAUCGAAUUGAUCGCUCGUUUCAUGACCUGUAUCUCUGGUAUGACGAAAUUGUGGACGCAGACCCUGAAGCCUUCGAUACGCCCACCUACUUCGAUCUGAUGCAGACCAAUGCACUCACACCAUCAGGCGCGCGCAAAGAUCAGUUCCAUUUCACGUUUGAUACCGAAGCCUGGAGAGCGUUGAGUCAAUCCGGUGAAAGCGCCGGCUAUGGCGCUGAAUUUAUUCUGAUCAGGGCAACACCGCCUAGAGAGAUUGUCGUGGCAUUGGUUGAACCGAAUUCUCCCGCUGAUCAGGCCGGCAUCACACGUGGCUCCAGAGUCCUGCUGGUAGACGGCGUAGAUGCCAUUAACAACAACACCCAGGAUGGCGUCGAUGCGCUCAAUGCAGGGUUGUUCCCCAGCAGCAUCGGCAGCAGCACACGACUGCGCAUUUCAGACUUUGACGACAGCAACGUCCGUGAUGUUGACCUGGUCUCCGAAACGAUUACACAGAACCCGGUACCGGUCACCGACGUGUUCCAGACCAGCAGCGGUCCGGUAGGUUAUCUGUUGUUCACCACCCAUAUAGCACCUGCAGAAGCCGCCCUGGUUGCCGCCAUCGAAGACUUUGCGACCGCGGGUAUUACCGAUCUGAUUCUUGAUCUGCGUUACAACGGUGGCGGCUUUCUCGAUAUCGCUAACCAGAUCAGCUAUAUGAUUGCCGGGCCUUCCGCGGCAUCGGGACGGGUAUUUGACGAAACUCAAUUUAACGACAAGUACCCAACGGUCAAUCCGGUCACUGGACAGGCACUGGCACCCACAGCCUUUCAUGAAGUGACUCAGGGCUUUUCACUGUCGCCCGGGACACCCCUGCCGAGCAUUAAUCUGAAUCGGGUGUUUAUACUGUCCAGCGCGGAUACCUGCUCCGCCAGUGAAGCUAUCAUCAACGGUCUGCGCGGGAUUAACGUGGAAGUAGUCCUCAUCGGUGAAACCACCUGCGGCAAACCCUACGGCUUUUAUCCCACCGACAACUGCGGCACCACUUAUUUCACCAUUCAAUUCCGCGGCAUCAAUGCGCAGGGUUUUGGUGACUACGCAGACGGCUUUAUCCCCAGCGAAAACCCGGUUGAAACCGUGGAAGUACGAGCCUGCGAGGUGGCGGACGACUACAGUCGCGCGUUAGAUGCCGGGUAUGGUCAUCUCCAGAUGAACGUUUUGCCGGGCAUUUCGUUACUGCGCUGUGUGUGCUUGCUGAGCUUGCCGCUUCUUGUAUCCGGCUGUCAGGCAAAGUCUGAGCCCUACCAGGGCGCGUACGUUGAUCAGCUGAGUGACCAGCAGAUCCAGGAGGUCAGCAGCGUGAUCCAAAAGGAUCUGGCGCUGAACGCGGCGCCUUUGUUAUCCGCCAAUGUCUUUCAGAAAAGUCCUAUUCUCGUUUUGGCACCUGCGCUUGCCAAUACGCCUCAGGGAAAACUCGCCACCGGCCGUAGUAUCGAACCCCCACCGAGAUUCCAACUGAUCGCUAACAGUGAAGAUUGUCUGCUCGAAAAUGUAGCAACAGGCAGCAGAUACGCCUUGAGUUUCGGCUGCAUGACGACAAAGCCGACACAAUUGAGCCGCGACCUGUGGAUCGAUUCGCGACAGACAAGCAUUCCCAUCACCCUGGUAAAGCCUGUCAGCGGCAACCAGCCUGCGCCACUGGUUAUCCUGAUUCACGGUCAUGGCGGUACGCGCCACGAGGCAGGCGGUUUCACCCAGGUCGCCCAGGCGCUCGCGCAACAGGGCAUUGCCAGCGUACGCAUGGAUUUUCCAGGUUGCGGGGACAGCAAAGAGUCUUUUGCACAAAACAAUUUAUCUAACAUGUUGGCGGACAUUGCCGCCGCACAUCAAUACGCUGAAACAGAACUGGCCAUCGAUUCGAGUCGCAUCGGCGCACUGGGGUUCAGCAUGGGUGGCCGCCUGGCUCUCCUGUACAGUCAGGCGAUGCCAGUCAAAUCCAUGGCUUUGUGGGCACCCGCGGCCACUGAUGGCGCGGUUUCACUGGUCGAGAUGUUUGGCGGCCAAUCCGGCUAUGUGCAAAUGAAAAGGCGAGCAGAGCAGGAUGGCGCCGUACCAUUCACAACCUCAUGGGGGCAGCAACAGCUUCUCGGGCACCAGUUUUUUACCGAUAUUGAAAACUCACAACCCAGCUCUGCCAUCAAGCAGUUCAGCGGCAACCUGUUCGUGUUGUAUGGCAGCCUGGACCAGGUGGUGAAGCCCUCUGUGCCGCAAGCUGUCUAUCAACAGGCAAUACAGGCCCGCGAUUGGCACACCUGCCCAGACGCGGUAGUCUUCUUCCAGGAAAGGGGAGACAUCAUGAGAGACGUUGCCGGCUCAGAGUUUGGCGAUUUAUACGCAGCCAAUUGUGCGGUAUGCCAUGGAGAGAAACUCGAAGGUGCAGCUCAAGGGGCACCUCUGCUUGGGGUUGAGCUUAAACACGGCCAGAACGUCGAGCAGCUGAUCACAAGCAUCAGCGACGGUUUUCCAACACAGGGUAUGCCUGCCUGGAGGGAUACACUCACGCUGCAGGAAAUCAAAAGUCUGGCAUUGUGGAUAUCUGAAAAUCGCAGCGGGUUGCUGUAUUCAGACUUUAAAAUAGACAGCGAACUGCAAAUCCCGGCAGCUGUGCAGCACAGCGAACAUCACAACUUUGUCAUCACCACGGUUGCAGAGCAUAUCGAUCCACUGCCGUUUUCCAUCGCACCCCUGCCAGAUGGACAAAUCCUGGUAACAGAAAAAAUGCGCGGUUUGCGCAUCGUCUCCACCGACGGCAGUUUAUCUCCGCUUAUCACCGGCACACCGGCAACAUACGGCGAUGCGCGCACCGGCGGGGGUGGUUUGGAAUAUGGUAUGGGCUGGUUGCUGGAUGUUGCUUUGCACCCGGACUACGAGAACAACGGCUGGGUUUAUCUACACUACACCGAUCGCUGCGAAAACUGUAAUGACAUCAGUCGGGAAAUGCAGCGACCCGUGUCUAUGAAUGCACUUGUCAGAGGGCGAAUAGAAGACAAUCGCUGGGUAGAUGAACAGAUCAUAUGGAAAGCAGAUCUGGCCUACUACUCACCCGCCUCGGACGUGGCCGCUGGUGGCAGAAUAGCAUUUGAUCCGGAUGGUUUUGUAUUCCUCAGCAUCGGCAUGCAGAGUAUUGAUCUGAUUCAGGAUCUGAGCGCGCCGCACGGCAAAAUUCUGCGCCUGCAUGAUGAUGGACGCAUACCUGCAGAUAAUCCUUUUAUUGACCACCCAACAGCCAACAAAGCCAUCUGGAGCUACGGUCAUCGUUCGCCCCAGGGUCUUGAGUUCGACCCGAUUGAACGCAAACUGUGGGAAACCGAGCAUGGACCCAGGGGUGGUGACGAGGUUAAUCUGCUGCUGCCCGGUCACAACUAUGGGUGGCCAGCGUUUUCCAAAGGACAGAACUACAACGGCUCACAGGUCAGCUGGGGCAAGAAACAGGGCAUUGAGCUGGAGCUCAAAGAUAUUGAUCAACCCGUGGUGGACCUGACUCCCUCCCCCGCAGUUUCAAGUUUUGUGCUCUACGAAGCAGCUGCUUUCCCAGCCUGGAAACACCAGUUCCUGGUCGGCUCCCUCAAAGCAGCUGAUGUUUAUCGGCUGAAAAUAGUGGACAACAAACUGAUUGAGCAGGAGAUGCUGAUCAGGGAUCUGGCGCGGAUACGGGAUAUUGAAGUAGACCCCAACGGCCAUAUUCUGCUGCUUCUGGAACACGCCAGCGGCGGCAGAAUUGUGCGUAUCAGUCCUGCAACGGAAGGUCAGCAGACGGCUGCGGCUGCACCACCUGCUUCGUCGAAGCAGUUUUACGCACCACAUAACGCAGAUAGAGAACCUGGCAUCAAUGGCAUAAACUGA
Symbiodinium necroappetens is the source of this 6060-nucleotide messenger RNA. Lineage: Eukaryota; Dinophyceae; Suessiales; Symbiodiniaceae. The record is from the annotation of a GenBank genome assembly.